AUGCGGCACAACUCAAGGACGGCGUCUAAGGUUUACGCGAUUAGCGAUACAGUAACGAAACCAUCUCGGCCUACCGAUUCUGAACGUCAAUUUCCUGUGCAGCAGAAGAUCGACAAUACUUUAAACGACCCCAACGUUUCCCCCGCGUAUAUCACUUAUAUGGUCUAUCCUUUCUUGCAUAUCGGGAACCUCCACAGCCUCCUUGCGCAGGAUGUUAACUAUCUCGAGUCACAGUGUUGCUUUCGAGUUCCGACAAAGAAUCUCCUAGACGAGUUUCUCAAGCAGUAUUUCUUACAUGUGCAUCCUCUCACGCCAAUAAUUGACGAACAAGAGUUUUGGGACAUAUACAGAGGCCGGGAUACAGGGUUCUCUAAAAGACCAGUGUCCCUUCUAGUAUUUCAGGCCAUGUUGUUCUCAUCAUGUAGCUUUGUAUCGAAAGAAGCUCUUUGCUCAUUGGGGUUCCAAAAUGCCAAAGUUGCGAAAGCAUCGAUAUAUAGGAGAGCAAAGCUAUUAUAUGACUUUCAAACAGAGUCUUCAUCUCUUAAACUAGCUCAAGCAUCACUGCUUCUCAGUCAUUGGUGUCCCCAACUCUCAUCGCCGGGUAUUAAACAGCUCAACAGCCUCUGGCUAAGUAUAGCCAUCAGGCACGCAAUAUCAGUUGGAGCACAUCAUCAAGUUUACGAUUCUACAUCUAAAAUGCCCAAACACGGCAUGCCGCCAAAGAACCGUCGAAACCUCUUGAGACGGCUGUGGUGGUCUUGUAUCAUUCGUGAUCGCACGCUGGCUCUAAGUUGGCGACGAAGUUUACAAAUUCUGCCCUCAAUGGGUAAUAUGAAUUCUCCUGAAGUCAUUGGCUUCUCUGAACUAAACAAUGAGGUUGGUGCAUCAGAGGUUUACAACUCUGGGGAGAAACAACAAAUGAUUCGCAUCAUCGAAUCAACAGCCAAGCUUUGUGUCACGAUGACCAACUUGAUCUUGCUUUUAUGGCCAUCCGCAUCCGAUGAUACUUCUCAGGGUGGCAAAGGGUCUACAAUCAAGGAGACUGAAAUUGCCAUUGACCAAUGGUAUCUCGAAUGCUGUGCUCGGCUUUCAGGCCGUCAGCAGGAAAUAGACCGCAGAAACGAGAGCCCCUCACACCGUUGGGUCCAAUUACAUAUCAAUUCAAUGAUUGCGACAUAUUACUGCAGGAGCACGGCAUCUGACCAUAAGACAAGCACUACCAAAGUGGCUCUAUAUCAAUACCAAGCUUUCAAGGCCGCGAUAACGUCUCCGUUCAAUGAGUUCACUCAAGAAAUUACCUGGGUGGAUGUAAACGAUACGUAUCAUGAUCAAUUACAAGAUGGAAUUCUCAGUGCAACCCAGAAAUUGGUUGAAAUUUCUCAUCACGGCAUGAGUCAAUGGAUCCCGGCUCACUUGCUGGUGUCUGCCGGCACGUCUCUCCUUGUUCAUAUUUUACAUACGAAAAUGAUCGACCUGAAAGAUUACAUCAUUCCAUUGAGUACGGACGAGCAGGCAAUAAAACUAAGACGCCAAUCAUUGGGCGCCCUGAUAGGAUUGCUGGAUAUUGCCGACGAUCACCAUAACGACAUCCAAUACAUUCUCGAGCCUCUUCGUCAUUUUUCUCGUAAUCAUGGCCUUGACACGUUGCUGAGGAAGUUUUUAGCGCGAAAGGAGGAAGCCCAAAAGUCAUCGAGUUGGAUCAAGACCGUUUUCGCAGAUGCACGAGACUACAUCCAUCUUCAAAUGAUUCUAGAAACAACACUCUCCGAGGGUAAACUUCCGGAAAGUAACGAUCAGGCCUCUUCGCUCAAGCUUGUUGGCGAUAAUCAAAUCAUGACCCCCGAGUCUUUCGACAAUAGCAAUACACCAUUGCCCGGCCUCUCACAAGGUUCUUCAUUCUCUGACGCAGAGCAAAACUCCCAAUCAACUAGCUUCAAUCAAGGAGUUUUAGCAACCCAAAGCCCGUCAUUAUCAGAUGAGAGCCCGUCCCCUUUCAUCGAUUGGUGGUUCUCCGAAAAGAGCGGUACGAUUUCACCGGUACCAACUCAGAGCUCAGUACUGCCGGAACUAGGGAUAGAAUCCAUUGAUGGCAGCAGUAUGUAUAUUCCAAUGGAUAGUCCGCGAAUUGGUAGUGGGUUUCUAGGCGAGAUUGAACUCAAGGAUCUUUUUGCCGACACUUUAUCGGACAGGAGUAGCCCAUAUUACAAUCGCUAG
Clonostachys byssicola is the source of this 2214-nucleotide messenger RNA. The record is from the annotation of a GenBank genome assembly. NCBI's taxonomy places the organism in Eukaryota, Fungi, Ascomycota, Sordariomycetes, Hypocreales, Bionectriaceae.